Messenger RNA from Vollenhovia emeryi, 6872 nucleotides. RefSeq names its product WD repeat-containing protein 82 (gene Wdr82). Gene Ontology annotation, cellular component: Set1C/COMPASS complex. The record is from RefSeq and is a predicted model, not a curated record. Bases 69 to 1016 code for a protein of 315 amino acids. Gene Ontology annotation, molecular function: protein binding; chromatin binding. NCBI's taxonomy places the organism in Eukaryota, Metazoa, Arthropoda, Insecta, Hymenoptera, Formicidae. The transcript has a single exon.
ACACAGAGAUUGUGGAGUCGAGGAGGUUAAGGGGACGGCACGAGAGGGAGGACGCGCCGUCCAUCACCAUGAAGCUCGUCGACCAUGUGGUGAGGAGCUUCAAGGUGGCCAAGGUAUUCCGCGAGAACACCGAUCGGAUAAACAGCAUCGACUUCUCGCCGAACGGCGACACGCUCAUCUCCUGCUCGGAGGACGAUCAGAUCGUCAUAUACGACUGCGAGAAGGGCACGCAGGUGCGGACGGUCAACUCGAAGAAGUACGGCGUCGACCUGAUACACUUCACCCACGCCAAGAACACCGCGAUACACAGCAGCACCAAGGUCGACGACACCAUCCGCUAUCUCAGUCUGCAUGACAACAAGUACAUACGCUAUUUUCCUGGUCACACGAAAAAGGUAGUGUCGCUAUGUAUCAGUCCUAUCGAGGAUACUUUCCUGUCCGGUUCCUUAGAUAAAUCCCUGAGACUGUGGGACCUGCGCUCGCCCAAUUGCCACGGGGUGAUGAACGUCUCGGGACGUCCGGUCGCGGCAUACGAUCCCGAAGGUCUCAUCUUCGCCGCCGGUGUCAAUUCCGAGAACAUCAAGUUAUACGAUCUCCGCAGCUUUGACAAGGGGCCGUUCGUCACCUUCAAGCUCUCCCAGGAGAAAGAGUGCGAUUGGACCGGAUUGAAGUUCAGUAGGGACGGCAAAACCAUCUUGAUCUCUACUAAUGGUAGUACGAUUCGUUUAAUUGACGCUUUUCAUGGUACGCCCUUACAGACUUUCGCCGGAUAUCUCAACAACAAGGGGAUCGCCAUAGAGGCCAGUUUUAGUCCGGAUUCCCAGUUUGUGUUCAGUGGCUCCACGGAUGGUAGAGUGCACGUGUGGAAUGCAGAGACCGGUUACAAAGUUUGCGUGUUGAACGGUGACCAUCCAGCACCGGUGCAGUGUAUUCAAUUCAAUCCCAAGUACAUGAUGUUGGCAUCUGCGUGCACCAACAUGGCCUUCUGGCUACCCACUAUCGAUGAAAACGCAUAAGACUAAUUUACGACAAAAUAUGCGGAACAACGCCAGAGUCUAUGCCUCGUAAUAGAGAAGGGAUAAGGGGGAGAGACGGACACACAGUUGAGAAUAACAACCAGUCGGAGGAUGUUUAUGACUCGUUCGAGCGAAUACAUUUACAUUGCAUUUACAUUAUAUGUACAAAACUGGAAUAGCUGUCACACGCGGCAUACCAGUUCUGAAACGUACCCGAGGGAGCAAACAACAAGUCACGAGGGAACUCUGAACGUUUGGACCAUCGCUCGCUCGUUCGCGUUUCGACAAGGUCCAUCGCUGUCGUCAUCGACGUCAUUGUCUUCAUUAUACCAAUAUAGGAUGAUCCAUGUCCUGUAAACGUUUCGAAUGUGUCUGCUAUACACAGCCUCUUCCUGCGUAUCUGUAUGGAAUGGUGUUUAACGCGGAACGAAGCGUGUCGUAUGCAGGAAGGGCCAACUUGUUUUGGAUUUCGUCCGUUCCCGGGCACUCGACCGCCUUGCCCGAUUGUGUUCGAGAAAACUACCGAAUUUUGUCGCGCUAGUUGUUGCAAAACGCCUACGACGUAGAACGACACUGUCUGGGAGCAAUACCGUCUUCGAGAACUUCGGGUGUUGAGCUAAACGUAGGAAAUUUUACACCCAGCUAGAGAGACAAGAUUCUUUGCGUAUUCGAGUAUGAUACAGCCUCGUGCGAUUGAAUGCACUACAAGGAGACGUUGUGCACUGACGAAAUCGGAUCAGCGAUUUAUUAUUCUCGGCUCAAUAGUGCAACGGUGAAAUUGCACUGUACAUUGUUACAUGCGUCUAACGCCUUACAUUUUUGAUAACCGGUCACGCACGUUGCUUCAGAUACGACAUUAAUAUGUUCACUUAAUUAAGCAAAGGCACGUGCGAGCGCUCUCCGAAUAGUCAUUCAGAUCCCAUGUUUCGACAGGCAGCCCGUUAAGUAUCAAAUCUGAUUGUAAUAUCAUGCGAUUCGCACGGCCGUAUAUAGGAUAAGUUUUUUAGGCUGAUCGAGACCACUGGAAAAUCAUUGCGCAAAAUGGAAUUCCAAUGUUCUUUGUGAUAUUAAUUUUGACAUUGAUAACUUUGUCCAUUUUGCGACACGAGUAACUGACCGUGAUCUUAGAGUUAGUCAUCAGCCUUCAGUUCUUAUCUCACCACCCAUUUAACUUUCAACAUACGUAGCUCUAGCUAAUGCGAGAUAACGUGUUUUAUCUCAUAGUUACGAGUGAAAACUUAAAGCUGUACGAACCAUGUAAUUAGAUAUAUAUGAUACAUAGAAAAUAUCACCUCUUCAGUCAACAGAAGUAAUUUUCGUACAAGUUCAAAUUCGUAGAUCGUUCAAUGUCGACUCCGAGAUCUUCCUUAUUCCUGUAUGCGGCCAUGCCAGUUCUUAUACGUAGAGAAGAAAACACCUAGGGCGGUACUUGUAAUCUAAUCUUACAUUCAAGAUAGUUUUGACUCUGGUCACAAACAGAUUUAAGAUUUCAGCCAACUAAAUGACUACAGUUUCGAGAUCGUAUUUAAGAUUAUAAGAUCAGACUAUGAAUACCGCCCCUAAUUGCGCUCUGUGUACAAACGCGUACGCACAUAUUCGAAGGCGAGAGAAGAACGUAAUUUAUACUUUUGACGAAUUCCUGGUGCACCAAUAAUUGAAGACAGCGAGGAAGAGGAGACCGACAUACGAGGGAAAAGGUUUUACCGUCGUCGUCGCUUUCGGAACAAACCGUGCUUUUCCCCAAGGAAGGUCGGAGAUUAUUUCUUUCGCGUGUGUCUUCGUCAUCGCGUGAGAGGUUUCGUCGAUGGUGGCAGCGUCGGUCUUAGCUGUCGUCGAAGACGAGGAUGUACCGGAAGACGCACUAGAGACACGCGUCGGCGCGAAAGCGAUAAAGUGACCGAACAUAUUUAUUAUGCACGAUAAGAAGUCAGUUUUGUAUCUCAUCGGCGGUAAAGGUGUAGGAACAAGGGGAAGAGGAAAGGAAGGAAGAAAAGGAGACCUGUCGCAAAUUUACGAAUAGAUAAAGAUGUUGUGGGAUGAUAUUGCAGCGACAUUUUCACGUUUAUCGUAUUGCAAUACGGUAAACGCUUGUAAUCUACGCUCGUGGAACCGGCGGGCCGGGUAAAAAACACGUUUGACGUUUGUAGAAAGCGCGAUUUUUGUUUCCUUUCUUUCCCUUCUUUUAGAUGUAAUUGUAUUUCACGGAUUCAACCGGCAAUACUUUUUCGGCGUUUAUACGUGACAUUGGACGGUAGUACGACUCACGGUUGUUUCUCGGCGAACAAAAUCUUAUUUAUACGUAUGUACACGUGCAACACGUGCACGCAUAGGAGCUUCGUACUAGCCCGAAAACGACUUGUGAGACUCGACGUCCGAGUUCUAUUCUGCCUCCGAAUAACGCGGCGCGAACGAAUAAGCGAGCGUCGUCGCACAUUUAGCUUUGUUUCUUCGUGAGAGAAGAAAGUCAGAGAAAGAGAGGAAAGAAACUUCGCUGUAUCCCGCGCUGUCCGUAAAGCGUACAGAUGUUACGAUCGCACGAAGCUGCGCGACGGCGAGUCUUACGUUGCGAUCGUACGAAUGUCCGAUUCUUCCGUUCCCCCCCCCCCCCCAGAUCUCUCUCUCUUUCUCUCUCUCUUUUGCAAUUUUUCAAUCCCGCUUCCCGUGGAAGUGCAAAAAAUACACUAUAGCGAUCCAAACUCGACGAUUGCUCGAUCUAUUCGAUCGCCCGCCGCUCCUGUCUCCAUCAUUUCGUGCAUGUAUAUACGAUAGUAUCCAUUAUUUCCUGUAGACUUUUCUAGACGUCUCCGUUUGACAUACCUAUAUUUCGUGCAAGAGCGUGUGGCAUAUAUUUUAUUCGAUAGAGAGUGUACGUGCGUGCGUGCAUGUGUAUAUGAACGAAUGGUUGUACUGUGCGAGUGAUUAUUAUACGUUUGUAUCCAGUGCAAAGUUCCGUCUGUGUGAGCGUGCGAUUUCCAUGGGCGAGCCUCCUGCGUUGUAAAAUAGUAUUUUUUAUAACGGCGACGUGGUGUGCGAGACGAGAGAAUCGUAUUGAUAGGGCGUACCUUGUGAACUCGCGCAGGACGAAUCUCGCGUGCGCUUUCGCAAGGGGGGAGAAGGGGGAGGAAAGAACUAAUUGCAGAGGGGAGUACAAAGACCUCGACCCUUCGGCUGCACAGUUUCGACCGACGUGUUCGAGCACCCCUGCGAGGUUCACGCUGAUGAGAACACCGUCAAUGUAGAAUCAGUUUCUCUUAGGAGUAGCGCAUCACCUAGUUUCGUUUUUUUUAAAUUGUCUAUAGGAUAUAAGGGGCGCGCCAAGCGUCUAAGAAAAGCGCUUCAGAUUAUAAAUAUUUAUUGCAUUUAUAAUUUAAAGCACGCGUGACGUGCGUUCAGCAGCUCGAACGCAUUUGCCCGUGUUAACGUUACGUUGCACAUUAAGGCCUCGCAUAGAAAUUCUAAUUUGCAAUUACCAUACGCGAUUCAAUUGUUGUUAAUUACACUUCAAAGAGACACUUGGGCCAGUACUCAAAGAUCUUAUAUUUAAAAUCGUCUUGGGAUCGUCUUUAUGUGCUCCAAUGAAAAAUGAUCUAUACAGCAUCUUAGGAUAAACUUAAGACGGUUGAAUAAGAUCCGACUACCGACCUUGUUGAAUGUUAUCUCAGAAUUGGGGAGUCUGGUGUCACUUUGUCUCUUCUCUUGCGGUUUUAUAUACACGGACACUGCGCGGCAAAAGGGUUGAGAGUCAAUCGAAUUGCUUCGAAUGUCACGGAAACAUGAUCCACGUAUUUAGAUUAAACACAAUCCAACACACGUACAUACUGCCAGCCAACCGAGCGAGCGCCCGGCCAACGCGGGCCCGCGCCUUCAAUCUCGUUUCGACGUCGAGAAUUUUGAGAGCCCUUAAAACCGAGAGCGUAUCGACUGUACUAUUAUUACGACUAUACCGCUGCUACUAUUACUACCGCUACGUUAAGCGUAUAGAUUAAACCGCCGGUUCGAAGCCCUACUCGGUCGGCGAACCAGCUCGCACCCGAAAGCAACGAUACGAAACCCUGUAUUCUCCUCUUCGGCGUGUAGGGAAAAAAAGUGGACGCGCGCACAACAAAUUGUAAUAUAUAAUAUCUUUGUAUUACCGCCGCGCUGUUAGGACUUGCAAAGGAGAUGGAAGUAAACGGUUUUAUCGAUCGAAUUUAACGUCUCUCGCCCAAACUCUUUUAUUAUAUUAAAAAUUGUACGGUCGGCUACGGAUGUAAGCACACGGUCUCGUAGGAAUACGAGCAAAGCUCACAUUGUACACGAAGAAUCGUGCAACGUCCCGCGUACGUGUCUAUCUACUAAAGCCAACUCUGGUACUGUUCUUACACCUCAUCGUUACACCGACGAUUUUUCUACCGAAUAAAUUCGCGAGGGUCCUGACGAGCUAGUACGAUGCGAGGACGAGGUGCCUCGAGAGCGAAAUAGGUCAUGCCGCCGUCGUACAGGAUGGUGUUUGACGAGAGAGCCUGGUUGUUUGAGAGAUCCGGCGGACAUUAACGGGUUUAGUAGACUGUUGCGUGAACAUGACUACGUCCCUCCUCGAUUAAGCUCCUUGGUUCAUACGGUCAUUUAAUAUAGGGAUUUGGAGAACUCGAAUUUAAUCUAAGAAAUAUAUAUAUAUACAUACAUACAAAAGCCCCACAAGCGAAGCAAGCAAAACUUAAAAUCUAGGGAGAAAGCUAUCUAGCUUAAGUUAAGUGCGUUUCGUAAGAAAGAUGUUACAUGUGAUGGUUCUCACGUUGAUGUAGCUCGCAUUGCGUUCACAAAAAGGUACGUUGUAACGGAAGAGACACUCGAUGGCGGAUCUUGUGAUUCUUCCAAGUUCCUACAUUAAGUCUUCGUGCGAAUUGCUUUCCGAUAGUCAAUUGGACAGAAUGAAAAUAGGAAGACCCACGCUCGCUGUUGAUCCUGACCCUCGGGGGAAAUUUCGUCGCGCGAUCGGUACCGGGCAGGGCUUCGUGCCGAUUGCUGUAAGCUGCAUGCGUUUUAGAGUACUAGGAACGUAUGACAAUAUAGACGCGUCGCAUUGUAAUUGGAGCGAUUCGGAUCUACGUAAGGGAACGGAAAUUCACACGAAACUGUGUAUAACGUGUCUACGUCUGCUGAGAGCAUACGCCAAAUCAAAGAACGUGACGUUUCUCUUGUUGCAUCCUGAUUGGCUGGAUUUCAUCUACGGGAUUUGCUUCAAAUUGAUGAGAUGCACUCGACGUCCCGACUUGAUUCAUUUCAAUUGGAAACAUAUAACGAUAUGAUAAAAAUGUGACACUCGUCUUCGACAUUGUUCCAAGAGACUAGUAGACGUGAAAUUUAUGUACGGAUGUACCGUAUUAUUUUCUGUGUUAAAAACCGCAAGAAGAUUGACCGACCAGAUACCAAUCUUGAUUAAUGGGUCUUUUUAACAAUUUUGACAAAUUUGACGCAUCGCAAACUGAACAGAUAUUUCAUCGUCAUUAAUGACAUUUUGUUAAUAUAUAAUCGUUUCAAUUGUGGGCUGUUUCAAGAUGGAUGUAAAUGUGAACAAAAAGCGAUGUAAACUUUCGUCCGCCGGCAGUUGGUUGUCACGACAUAUCACGACGUAUUUGUUAAGAAAUUUGUUAGGUUGAAAUUUUCACUUGACAGGAGAGAGGCUCUCAAGAAGUGUACAAAAAAAGGAAGGAAUCUUCUCGGAUCCUUCUUGGAAAUGGGUAGUUAACAAUAGUUUAGUAUGCAGGCUGAAUUGUAUUUUUUAUUUUUCUGUAAAAACAUUUCGCGCACGAGUUUACUAAAAAAAAGAAUAAUGAAAUAAAACACUUUUUUUGUACAUCUAUUUUUUUGCCUUUU